AUGCCUCCCGGCCGUCGAUCCGGUCGCGCUGCCGCCAAGAAGGCCGCCGCUGCGCUGGAGAAUACGCCCAAGACCUACGACGAAGCACCAGGGGAAGAUGAGACCAUGCCCGAUGCCACGAACGAGGAGGAGGUCCCCAUCCCCGAAGACGACGACAAGGAUUCGGAGCACGUAGAGGACAACGACGAUGAGGAGGACGAAGACGACAAGGCUAGCAGAGACGGCGAGUCAGAUGGUGAGAAGGAUCGAGAAGAAGAAGAGGAGGAGGAGGACAAGGGGGGGGGGGCCGCUCCUCCACCACCCCAGCGCGAGCGAUCACCCCUACCAGCGGGCAUGGUGCGCAGGAAGCGCCUGGGUCGGCCACCAAAGAACAAGCCUCCAGACUGGGAUCCCAUGGUCGUCGUGCCGUACGAUGAAGCCCGCGACACGCCUCGCCGCCGUGGACGUGGUGGCUACCGUGGUCGUGGUGGACGAAAGGGCGGUCCCUCCGCGCCCAAGGCAGAGCAGGUCAUUGACGCUGAGGGGACAAUUGCCGAGAUUGCCAACGAUGAGUGCGUUCUUCCCGAGGAUCCAGAGGGAGAGCAGAAAGUGGACAAGAACGGAAAUCUGUCGGGCGGGCGAGACUAUCGCUGCCGUGUCUUCACCGUCCUAGGAAGGGGGGAGAGGCUGUACAUGUUGUCGACCGAGCCCGCCCGUUGUGUGGGCUUCCGGGACAGCUAUCUCUUCUUCACAAAGCAUCGCAAGCUGCACAAAAUCAUCGUCGACGAUGACGAGAAGCGGGACAUGAUUGACCGGGAUAUCAUCCCGCAUUCAUACAAGGGACGCUCCAUCGGUAUCGUCACAGCGCGAUCGGUCUUCCGCGAGUUUGGUGCGCGCAUCAUCAUCGGUGGCAAGCGCAUCGUCGAUGACUACAACGUGGCCCAGGCGAGGGCGGACUGCGUGGUGGAGGGACAGCUUGCUGACCCUGACGACCGCUUCAACCCUUCCGAGCCGUACAACAAGAACCAGUACGUCGCCUGGCACGGCGCCAGUGCGGUGUACCACACGCAGACGCCAUCGGUGCCAGUGCCAAAUGGCAAGCCGCACAUCUUCAACGCCAGAAUCAACGAAAUCCGCAAGCUCAACAACGCUGGCGUCUACGACAUUCACACAAAUACCAUGCACUAUCCCAAGAUGAUGCAGCCAACGCGAGCUCGCAUCGAGCAGGUCCCUGUGGAUGAGGAGGAUAAGGCUUGCGCGGAAGAUACCAUCUUCACGCCUGUUCCAGCCAAAGUGGCCAAGAACUUCUUUGUUACGGACACAUACCUUGAGAUCCCACCCGUGGGUCUCUCCAAGGGAGCCUACGAACACAGGGAUGCCCACGACCCGUUGGCAUCCUUCAAUGGCUUAGGCGUUGUGCCCGACGAGAUCAAGAGUCUGCUACCGCCUGAAUGCCGCAAGGCCUUUGACACCGCCCUGGACCACGAGAUGGAAUGGAAGUCGAGGUGGGGCGCAGAAAGCAAAACCAUGUCCAGGAGAGAACCCGUCAUUGACAAAGCCAUUGUUCCUUACACCUCGCGGUGCUUCAUCCGUCAGGCUGUGCUCGUGACGUCCCUGGAUAUGAUGUGGUGA
Molecule: messenger RNA, 1611 nt
Organism: Emericellopsis cladophorae
Lineage: Eukaryota; Fungi; Ascomycota; Sordariomycetes; Hypocreales; Bionectriaceae
Product: Chromatin structure-remodeling complex subunit-like protein
Exons: 4
Coding region: 1-1611 (536 amino acids)
Cellular component (GO): nucleus
Molecular function (GO): chromatin DNA binding
Source: RefSeq, a predicted model, not a curated record